Molecule: messenger RNA, 2586 nt
Organism: Oryzias melastigma (Indian medaka)
Lineage: Eukaryota; Metazoa; Chordata; Actinopteri; Beloniformes; Adrianichthyidae
Product: beta-galactosidase-1-like protein 2
Exons: 19
Coding region: 485-2407 (640 amino acids)
Biological process (GO): carbohydrate metabolic process
Cellular component (GO): vacuole
Molecular function (GO): beta-galactosidase activity
Source: RefSeq, a predicted model, not a curated record
UUUAGUGACUUGUUGAUUUGAUUUGUUCUUCAGAGCCACCAUAUUAAAUAGUUUUGAAAAAGUCAAAUAUUUUGAAAUGAUUUAUUUAUUUGCUUGUUUCCUUUUAGUGUAAGUCGUGUAAUUUUCUGACGGUCCCUUAGACUUGCCGCUUGUUGCUUUGAAUCAUCGCAUUGAUAACCUUAGAAAAUAAAAGCCUUAAAACCAGAACAGCUGAUAGGAUGAAGCGAAAGCUUUUUUUUUUUUCUAUCAGCUUGUUUGUUGAUUCGACGGGUUGGUCCCGGAAGAAGCAGUUCUGUCCUGCUGGUAUUAAUUCAUUUGCAUUACAUGUUAAACUCGUUUUUUUUUUUUUUUUUUUUCUUUUUGCGUAACAGCAUGAAGUUGUGUGACAGGAUCGCCUGCUCCUGCUCCUGUCACUUCCCAAACAAACGCUCAGGAAAUAAAAGCAUGAAGAAGCUGUAAGGAGGGACUGACGGCGGCGGUUCCGAUGGAAAACUCUGCGUUUUGUGUCCGACUGUCCCUGAAGCAGCGAUACUUUUCCCUGCUUUGCAUCGCCGUCCUGGUAAUGUUCGUCUAUCGUCUGAGAAGGAACCAGCCUGAAGUAAAAAUGCAUCGAGUCAUUGAAGGACUGAAGGCCGACUCGUCUCAUUUCACCUUGGAGAAGAAACCCUUCCUCAUCCUCGGAGGCUCCAUCCACUACUUCCGCGUCCCCAAAGCCUACUGGGAGGACCGCCUGCUGAAGCUGAAGGCCUGUGGCCUCAACACUCUCACCACUUAUGUGCCGUGGAACCUGCACGAGCCGGAGCGAGGGGUGUUUGACUUCGAAGAGGAGCUCGACUUGGAAGCUUACCUUCGCCUUGCCGCCAGUUUGGGUAUUUGGGUGAUUCUACGUCCAGGACCGUACAUCUGUGGUGAAUGGGAUUUAGGUGGACUCCCCAGUUGGCUUCUGCGAGACCAGAACAUGAGGCUGAGAACGACCUACCCAGGAUUCACAGAGGCGGUCAACUCCUACUUUGAUCACCUCAUUAAGAAAGUGGUUCCAUACCAGUACUCCCAUGGAGGCCCAAUCAUUGCAGUUCAAGUGGAGAAUGAAUAUGGUUCCUAUGCCACGGAUGAAGAGUACAUGCCUUUCAUCAAGGAGGCGUUAUUGUCCAGGGGCAUCACAGAGCUGCUGCUGACCUCCGAUAACAAGGAUGGGCUAAAGCUUGGGGGAGUGAAAGGAGCUCUGGAAACAAUCAAUUUUCAGAGACUGGAUCCAGAGGAAGUCAAGUAUCUUGAACAAAUUCAACCUCAGAAACCAAAGAUGGUGAUGGAGUAUUGGUCUGGCUGGUUUGAUUUAUGGGGUGGUCUGCAUCAUGUGUUUUCUGCUGAGGACAUGUUGACUGUUGUCACAGAAAUUCUGAAGCUGGACAUGUCCAUCAAUCUUUACAUGUUCCACGGAGGGACCAAUUUUGGUUUCAUGAGUGGUGCAUUUGCAGUGGGAAGGCCGUCACCAGCACCUAUGGUAACAAGCUAUGAUUACGACGCUCCAUUAUCCGAGGCGGGGGAUUACACCACCAAGUAUCAUCUUCUGAGGAAUUUAUUCAGCCACCACCAUGCCACACCUCUACCUAAACUACCCGCAGCCUCAGAGAGGAGCUCGCACCGCCCAAUAAUCGUCCGGCAGCACAUGUCCCUGUGGAGCAUUCUGGACCUCAUUGAGCAGCCCUUCAAGUCAGAGAAGCCGGUGAACAUGGAGAACCUCCCCGUCAACAAUAACAAUGGUCAAGCAUAUGGCUACACGCUAUACGAGACGACCAUCAGCAGUGGAGGAAGCCUCAAAUCCCUGAACAACAUCAGAGACCGAGCGCUGGUUUUUGUGGAAAAACAGUUUGUUGGUGUUCUGGACUAUAAGGAGCAAGAGCUUUCAAUACCUGAUGGAAAGGGGAAGCGAACUUUAGGACUACUUGUGGAGAAUUGUGGACGAGUGAAUUAUGGAAAAACUAUGGAUGAACAGCGCAAAGGCAUUGUUGGAGAUAUCCAGUUAAAUGCAAACAUCCUUCGAGACUUCAUUAUUCACAGUUUGGAUAUGAAGCCAGACUUUGUAAACAGGCUGCAAAGCUCAACUCACUGGACAUCUAUGCGAGAGAAACCCUCUUACCCUGCAUUUUUCCAAACCAGACUCUAUCUGAGCAGCUCUCCUAAGGACACUUUUAUCAAACUCCCUGGCUGGAGCAAAGGUGUCGUUUUUGUCAAUGGGAGGAACUUAGGCCGCUACUGGUCUGUGGGCCCGCAGCAGACGCUCUACGUCCCAGGUGCCUGGCUCAACAGAUGGGACAACGAGGUCAUUGUGUUUGAAGAGCUGGAAACGGAUGGUAAAAUCCAGUUCAGCAGCAGCCCUGACUAUGGCAUGACUGUUGAUGUCCAGUGAGAGACGGAACAGGGGGACAUCCUCCAGCCCCCGGAGGGCUUCUGGGAGCAGCUGAUGUGAACUGUGUUUACACUGGAUCAGGUACUCCGCCCGGGUCGGCAGAACCCACAAGAGACCGAUUAUUAUUAUUUUUUCCAUUGUGAUUUAAUUUUGGUCUUUUUAAAAAGAACAUGUUUUUA